Messenger RNA from Notolabrus celidotus (New Zealand spotty), 6610 nucleotides. Its product is annotated as ubiquitin carboxyl-terminal hydrolase 31-like. Gene Ontology annotation, molecular function: cysteine-type deubiquitinase activity. Gene Ontology annotation, biological process: protein deubiquitination. NCBI's taxonomy places the organism in Eukaryota, Metazoa, Chordata, Actinopteri, Labriformes, Labridae. The transcript has 17 exons. Bases 1170 to 5123 code for a protein of 1317 amino acids. The record is from RefSeq and is a predicted model, not a curated record.
UGCAGUGUUAAUAGCCUUCUUUGUUCUCCGCUUGUAUUAAAUGCAUUUUCACCCCCAAGUCCUGAAAAUUGACAAGUCUGUCACAUCCAGCCGUCGAGGGAAUACAUGCAGGAAUAGAAGACUUUCCUGAACACACAGAUAUUUCUAGAAUUUCUAGAAUAUGUUGCUGCUGCUGACCAAACGGCGCCCAUCAGUGUCCAUGCUGUCCAGAGACGGGGCUGGAGCAUCAUCCAGCAUCACAUGCCGCUGUACCUGCUCUCAUCCAACAUGAACUAGUGUUUGGACCUGACGUCAGCCGUCACCGCCCUGCUGCCUGCCUGCCUGCCUGCCUGCCUGCAGUCUCCCAGCCAACAGAUGAUGAUGGAGACGGGAGAAGAAGCGGCCUCCCUGUGAAUCUCAUCCGGUGGAGGAUGAAGAGUAGGAAUUAAGGCGCACGAAAGUGAGCUAAGUGGCGGAAUAAAAAGAAACACUUUCGGAAGGGAACACCUUUCACAUCUGGUACCGGAAGAGAUGCUCCACAGCAGCUGCAGCAGCAGCAGCAGCCGAGCGAGAGGGAGCGGCGAGCUGUGCCGCUCCGGUCGGGGUGUUCCUCCUCAGUUUGGCAGAGGGAAGACAUCCUCUGGGUAAAUAUCACCGACACGCCAACAUCACCACGGAUGUUAGUAAUAAAGGGGAAGAAAUACCUUUAAUAGGGUGGAGCUGCGGUUUCUUUAAUAAAUGAUGAGCUCGUCACUCUCAGCCUAAUUGUGGACGUUGUUAUUUAUGUCCGGCAGACAUUGUUCCCGCUGAUACUCAACCUCAGCGCCUUGUUUUUGUGUCUAAAUAAUGACACAGGUGAUGUUGUGUCACCGGACGGACCGUCAAAGAUGAUGGCUGCGGGCUGGUGCGGGACUACCCCGAGCGUCAAAAUAAAACGCCCAGAGAGCGGCUCUCCAUGGAGGCUGUUUAUGCAAUCCGACGCAGUGUUGCAAGUGGGCUGAUUUGAUGCUACUCUUCCACAGCUUCCAUAUGAUAUGAUCCCCAGAACUGCCAGGCCUUAAUGUUUCUGUGAAAUAAGCUCAGGCCUUUGUGGAAGUGGUAGAGCUAUCAGUGUGCGAGGAGGAUGCUCUGAAUAAGGCGGCCCUGAUUUCUGGAUUUAAGGCAUAAAAAAGCUGGGAAUCAAAGCCACCAUGUCGAAAGUUGUCAGUAACAAGGAGAAGAAAUCCUUCAGUAAAAAGCUCUUCCGGAGGAGCUCGGUCCGCUCCGUGGGGAGCUUUAUGAACAGAGUUCUCCGGACUCUCUCCACUCUGUCUCAUUUCGGCACCGACGAGCAGGCCGCCGAGGAUGAGAAGGACGACGCGGGUUCGAUUCCCAACACCACCGGGGGGUCGGUACCGUCAGACGACAGCGACUGUGGGGGAUUCCCGUUCGGGGACAGAGUACCAGGUGUAGCCGGGCUCAAAAACCACGGUAACACCUGCUUUAUGAACGCUAUCCUGCAGUGCCUGAGCAACACGGAGCUGUUCGCGGAGUACCUGGCUCUGGAGCAGUUCAAGGGGGCAGAGAUCACCACCACCAUCACCACCACCACCACCACCACCACCACUACUACCAGCAGCAGCAGCGACAAGGCCAAGUCCAACGGGGUGCUGGUGCAAAAGAAAGGGAGCCAGCAGCAGCAGGAUUCCGGGGAGGUGACCGAGCAGCUGUCCGGGCUAGUCCGGGCUCUGUGGACCUUCGAGUAUACACCUCAGCACAGCAGAGACUUCAAGAAUGUGGUGUCCAAGAGCGCCCUGCAGUUCAAGGGAAACUCCCAGCACGACGCCCAGGAAUUCCUGCUCUGGUUGCUGGACCGAGUUCAUGAAGACCUUAACCACAUUGUCCAUCCUGAAAUCAGACCUCCCAGGAAGCCGCCAGUAGAAGAAGAAAAUCCACCUGAAGGCUCUCCACUACCAGCACCGGGCUCUUUUGUACAGGAGUUGUUUCAGGCACAAUACAGGUCCUCGCUGACCUGCCCUCACUGCCAGAAACAGAGCAACACCUUUGAUCCUUUUCUCUGCAUCUCACUGCCAAUCCCGGUACCUCACACCCGGCCGCUGUAUGUGACCGUGGUGUACCAAGGAAAGUGCUCCCACUGUAUGAGAGUCGGGGUGGCGGUGCCUCUUUCUGGCACCGUGUGCAGGCUGAGACAAGCUGUGGCACAAGAGACCAAAAUCCCGGCUCAACAGAUUGUCCUCACUGAAAUGUACUUUGACGGUUUUCACCGCUCCUUCUGUGACGAUGAUGAUGACCUCGAGAUCAUCCAGGAGAGCGACUCAAUCUUUGCCUUUGAGACACCUGAGCUCUUCAGACCGGAACAGAUCCGCUCCAAGCGAGGCGGGAGCCCACAUGCCAAUCUGAACCAGAACAACCUAAAGUAUGGCACAGAUAACAACAGGAUAUCUACACAAAUACAGGAGCCAACAACCCCACCUCAGAGUCCCAACAAGAACAGUGGGCAGGCUGAGAAGAUCGUCCUGUUGGUGUGUAACCGAGCCUGUGCUGGACAGCAGGGAAGAAGGUUUGGUAAUCCAUUCAUCUUGUAUUUGGAGCGAACAGUGACAUGGGAUGUACUUCAGAAAGAGAUACUGGAGAAAAUGCGACAUCUUUUGCGCCCAGGAGUUUUUGUGCAGGUUGGGCCCUUCACUCUGCGAGUGGUAGGAGUGGUUGGAAUCACUUAUCUCUUACCUCAGGAGGAGCAGCCUCUCUGCCAUCCCUCUGUGGAGAGGGCGUUUAAGUCUUGUGGUCCUGGAGGUCCCCCUCAUGUCAAAAUAGUUGUCGAAUGGGACAAGGAGACAAAGGACUAUCUGUUCAAAAGAACCGAGGAUGAAUACAUCCCAGAUGCUGAAAGUGUGCGGCAGGUGAAGGAGCAGCACCUGCAGCCUCAGACCUGCUCCCUGGCCCAGUGCUUUCAGCUCUACACCAAAGAGGAACAGCUGGCUCCUGAUGAUGCCUGGAGAUGUCCCCACUGUAAGCAGCUUCAGCAGGGCAGCAUCAAGCUCAGUCUGUGGACCCUGCCUGACAUCCUCAUACUCCACCUGAAGCGCUUCAGACAGGAUGGGGAUCGGCGAAUGAAGCUGCAGAACAUGGUGAAGUUCCCUCUCACUGGCAUGGACAUGGCACCCCAUAUGGUGAAGAGGAGCCAGAGCAGCUGGAGCCUCCCCUCCCACUGGUCACCAUGGAGACGGCCUUAUGGGAUGGGCCGUGACACCGAGGACUACCUUUAUGACUUGUAUGCAGUGUGUAACCAUCACGGGACCAUGCAGGGGGGGCAUUACACAGCCCACUGUAAGAACUCCAUUGAUGGGCAGUGGUACUGCUUUGAUGAUAGUGAUGUUCAGCCCAUAGCCGAAGAUGAGGUCUGCAAGCCAACUGGCUACAUCCUGUUUUAUCAAAGGCGUGCUACAGUCCCGUCUUGGUCUGCCAACAGUUCUGUAGGAGGAUCCACUAGCUCCUCUUUGUGUGAGCACUGGAUUAGUCGGCUGAUGGGAAGCCGUCCGCCAAGCCAAGCCUCGUCUGGUUCCUCCAGACGCACCUCGCUGGCGUCUCUGUCAGAGUCUGCGGAGUUUGCUGGUGAAAGGAGUGAGGAUGAUGGUUUGUCGAGCCGACAGGCAGUGAGAGGCAUGCAAAGACAAACUUUCUCCUCCAGAUCUUCCAUUGCCAGCCCACUUGUGCUAAGCGAAAAUGGUGCCAAACCAUCCUGGCCGCACUCCGCUAAGCUCCAACUCCGCUCCAACUCCCCGUCACGCUUCUCCCUGGAGUCCCACUCCUCCUCCCCGACCCUGGAGAUGAUAGGAGAGGUGGUGGAUAACUUCCCUGGGUCACCGAAACCGGACAAACUGUCAGGGGGACGGUCGGCCCUUGCAGCUCUGGAUAGUAAUCUGGGCAGCAGGAGGUUAAUAGAGCAGGUUCACUCCAAGGCUGUGGCCCAGGCAGAGCAGAGGAGCUCCGUCCAGGCCAGGGAGAACAACAAUGUAGUCGCAGCUGCUGAACAGGUCAGUCCUCGACAUGGGGCGGCAGCGAAGGAGCAGAAACAAAGAAAUGGGGCUGCGGAUAGUGCUGGUGUUAAAAGGACCUCAGUAAAGACGGGGUUAGAGAGCGAAAGGAGUCCCAAGAAGCGCCCUGCCACCUCUUCUACAUCCUCCAGCUCCUUGUCUCCUGCAUCCCCAGCUGUUGACAAGUUACCAUCCCGAACACAGACCAAAAGUACGGCAUCAACGUCCAGCCCCAAGGACAAGAAUGAUGGUGCAGCUAAAGCUAGCAAAGCAAGUUCCUCGAGAACGGCAACCCCCUCUAAGAAAAACUCCUCUCAAACCCCAGAGGUGUUACGUCCUGAUUCUGCCCAACAGAGGAAGAGCGGCUCUCCAGGAUCGCAAAGCUCACACCCUCCACGAAGGACAUCACCAAGGGCAGGAGGCGAGAAAGGCUCGGCCUCAGGAAGGACUAAAGCAGCAGAUAGGAGCACUAGUAGGGACUCCACAAGGGCCAAUGUGGUCACAGAGAAGAAGGCAAGCGCUGGAGGUCCUCCCUCCAGGUCAAGUGCAGCGAGCAGAGCAGAGAGCAGGCCGGGUCGCGGUGCCGAGAACAGACCAGUGGGUCGGAGCUCGAGCAGCAGCUCUUCUAUGGCUAGUCUCAGAUCUUCGAGUGUAGGUGGUCCCUCUGCGAGUGCAGCCCCGCCAUCGAGAGGGCCUCGAAGGAACAGUAAAACAGAGGAGAAAGGUUUAUCCUUUUUCAAAACUGCUCUGAGGCCCAAAGACGCACGUAAAGCAGGGGACGUAGGGAAGACAGGGGCGGGGGAAGCUAAGGUAAGUCCAGAGGAUGGUAGCGGAGAUGCAGCAAGAGAAGGAGCAGGUAAGAAAGCCCAGAACGUUGCCUCGGAGGCUAACGUGAACACAGCCAAAGACAAGGAGUCCUCGAAAGCGUCUGCAACAGCAAAGCACUCGCUGCUGCCCUCCACAAGGUCCAAGCUUUCUGGAGCUGAAACAAACACCCAGCAGUCCCCUGCCAACGCUAAAGAGCCUUCAAAGAAAGAGCCUGUGAAAAAGACAAUGCAGUCGAGGAAGAUCCCCAUCAACUCCACACAAACUAGCCAGAAGGCCAAGUGACAUUUUACAGCCUGACAACAAUCUCUCUCUCUCUCUCUCUCUCUCUCGCGCAGCUCUGAGGUGUUUUGACCAUCAAACCCGACAUCUUUAAAGCACCUGUAGCUUUUCAGUGCUGACUGAAAACCAGCUGCCAUACUGGACGCCCACUGUCCAUAUUGUUAAAUAGUUAUUUAGGAAUGGGUUUUAACUAAGCACUUUGUAUGGAUUGCAUUGAUUUUGAGGAAUAUUAUACUGUAUUGUAAAUACGCAUGGACUGCACAUGUAUUGAAAUUAUUGCCUUGUUCUGUCUGUAGCAUAGAGGAGAGAGGGACAUCUCAGUAGGAGGUGGAAGUAAAAGUGACUUUGCACAAAGAUGGAAAGCAAGAUACAUCAAACACGGACUACUCACUCACCAAAGGCAGUUUACCGGUGAUUUUUAACAUGCUGAUGCAGUGAAAUUAUUUCCAAAAGAGUCUUUAUGUACAGCUCUCCUUCAGUACAGAGAGCCAUAUGUCGACAACAAACAUCAGUGCCUCAGAUAAUCAAAGAAGUAUUUAAUCUAAAUUGUAUAACUGCAGAUGUUGGUAAAUUUAUAACUGGAUUUUAAUAUUUAUUAAGCACUGAAAAUGUUGUUUCAAGUAAACCACAAUUAAGCUUAUUUAACCUGAACUGCUGUUUACAUAUGCUCCUUGAUGUAGUAAUUGUGCAACAGCCUUUAAGUAUUUUUGUGCAGAGAAAAAGAUUGUCAUCAAGAGAGGCUGAGGAGAAGUGCAGGAAUGACGCAUGUGUCGUUGGUGUUAAACGUCUGGAGACCUUCGUUUGUAAUGGUCCUUUAAAUGUUUGUGUUAUUAUUUACCUGUAAUAACCUGUUACCCCUCAGACAAAAACAAUCCCACCCAGUCACCAUCUCUGAUCUUCCUCACGAGGGGGGGAGAUCAGCCUCUUCUUCUUCUUCAGACUGCCAGACAUCUCCAAACAUUCCUCUCAGAUGAACACAGGGUUAAUAUAAUGUAAAGAAAAACAAACAAAAAAAACAACACUCUGCACACAGAUGACACAUUCAAAGACAGCUGGGAUGCCUUCGUUUCAAACCAUACAUGUACAUAGAGCACUAUGGUAUGUUUGAGUCAGCCCGUCAUCACAGCUUGUGCACAUCGCCAGCUUGCAUUGCAGAGUAGACCGACACUGAACGCACCGACUCAGACCGAGAUCACCGUCCACGACCUAUACGACAGAUGUUGCAUGAAAAAAAAAAUUUGCUUAUGCAUGCACUGAACUAUGCAAGCAGACUCUUGCUAAUGCCCACACUGAUAUGUAGACGUGCUACUCUUGGAUGUGUAUAUAUUUCUACAACUGUAUAUUUUUCCAAAAUGCCAGCAUCAGAGAGCAUGUAAAGGCAUCCUUUAUUAAAGCUUUGUUUGCACAUUUCUUCAAAGUAAUAUAUACAUUUUGUAUGAAUGAUAAGUAUUGCUCAUUCACCCUCAACAAAGUAAAUCAACUCACUUUGA